AAUACGGAUGAAUUUUGGGUAAAUGAUGCGUUCACCUCAAAACUUACUCGAAUCAAAAUUCAAAUGGUAUCGGGACGAGCUGAAGCAGAACCUGAAAGAAAAGAAACACGCUCAAGAGUGACGCAGCAACUAAAGCAUCGUUUUAUGCCGAAUCCUCAACUGAUCAAGAAGAGAAUCGAAUCACUGAUUGAGCGUGACUAUUUGGCACGUGACAAGAAUGAUCAUCGUUGCUAUGAAUAUGUUGCCUGA
Messenger RNA from Gongylonema pulchrum, 249 nucleotides. The record is from the annotation of a GenBank genome assembly. NCBI's taxonomy places the organism in Eukaryota, Metazoa, Nematoda, Chromadorea, Rhabditida, Gongylonematidae.